Messenger RNA from Propithecus coquereli (Coquerel's sifaka), 1323 nucleotides. It is a transcript of the gene CHST10, whose product is annotated as carbohydrate sulfotransferase 10. The transcript has 7 exons. Gene Ontology annotation, cellular component: membrane. The coding region runs from base 253 to 1323 and encodes 356 amino acids. The record is from RefSeq and is a predicted model, not a curated record. Gene Ontology annotation, molecular function: sulfotransferase activity. Lineage: Eukaryota; Metazoa; Chordata; Mammalia; Primates; Indriidae. Gene Ontology annotation, biological process: carbohydrate biosynthetic process; proteoglycan biosynthetic process.
GCUUUGGUGGGUGCGAGGGGUAGGCAGGGUUGGAAAUGCACAUUCCCUGCCAGACAAGCGCCAGAGUGCCCUCAGCCUCCCAUUUUCACUGUCGGGAGGCCUGUCAGAAGUUGAAGGUUGAGGCAUGAAUUUCUGCCCUUCUGUCUGGGAAGUGACAAGAGGAACCAGGAACCUCAGUCAGGGCAAACACUGCAAGGAAAUGUGACCCCAGGCCUCAGAAGGAAAAUCGUUGAAUGGCUGACAUUUGACAACAUGCACCACCAGUGGCUUCUGUUGGCCGCAUGCUUUUGGGUGAUUUUCAUGUUCAUGGUGGCUAGCAAGUUCAUCACGUUGACCUUUAAAGACCCAGAUGUGUACAAUGCCAAACAGGAGUUUCUGUUCCUGACAACUAUGCCGGAAGUGGGGAAGUUGGCAGAAGAGAAGCCCUUUCCUGAGGAACUGAAGCCGACUGGGAAGGUGCUUCCUGACAGCCGGCUUGUUCAACCCCUGGUCUACAUGGAGCGCCUGGAACUCAUCAGAAAUGUCUGCAGGGACGAAGCCCUGAAGAAUCUCUCGCAUACUGCUGUCUCCAAAUUUGUCCUGGACCGAAUAUUUGUCUGUGACAAGCACAAGAUUCUUUUCUGCCAGACUCCCAAAGUGGGCAACACCCAAUGGAAGAAAGUGCUGAUCGUUCUAAAUGGAGCUUUUCCUUCCAUUGAAGAGAUCCCCGAAAAUGUGGUUCAUGACCAUGAGAAGAAUGGCCUCCCUCGCCUCUCUUCCUUCAGCAGUGCAGAAAUUCAGAAGCGCUUGAAAACAUACUUCAAGUUUUUUAUCGUAAGAGAUCCCUUUGAAAGACUUAUUUCUGCAUUUAAGGAUAAGUUCGUUCACAAUCCUCGGUUUGAACCUUGGUAUAGACAUGAGAUUGCCCCUGGCAUCAUCAGAAAAUAUAGAAGGAACCGGACAGAGACCCGGGGGAUCCAGUUUGAAGAUUUUGUGCGCUACCUGGGUGAUCCAAACCACAGAUGGCUAGACCUUCAGUUUGGGGACCACAUCAUUCACUGGGUGACAUACGUAGAACUCUGUGCACCCUGCGAGAUAAAGUACAGUGUGAUUGGACACCACGAGACCCUGGAGGACGAUGCCCCAUACAUCUUAAAGGAAGCCGGCAUAGACCACCUGGUAUCCUACCCAACCAUCCCUCCGGGCAUUACCGUGUAUAAUAGAACCAAGGUGGAGCACUAUUUUCUGGGCAUCAGCAAACGAGACAUCAGACGGCUGUAUGCGCGUUUUGAAGGAGACUUUAAGCUCUUUGGGUAUCAGAAACCAGAUUUUUUGCUAAACUAA